Ornithodoros turicata is the source of this 2226-nucleotide messenger RNA. It is a transcript of the gene Keap1, whose product is annotated as kelch-like ECH-associated protein 1B. Gene Ontology annotation, molecular function: protein binding. Lineage: Eukaryota; Metazoa; Arthropoda; Arachnida; Ixodida; Argasidae. The record is from RefSeq and is a predicted model, not a curated record. The transcript is spliced from 11 exons. The coding region runs from base 270 to 2033 and encodes 587 amino acids.
UGUUGUCGGCUGCGUCUGCUUCUUGUCUCCGACCCGUGCCCCGUGCUGCGCGAGCCGUUGCCUGCGGCAGCUCAGGAGAAUGCGGACGUCUCGACAUAAAAUUAAGCAUAGUUCAUAAGCUACAUUCUGCUUGUUUCGUCAUACAGUGAGCAUAUUGCAUUAUCAAUACGGAAGAGCUAGUAAAACUGAUGGUGAAAUCACUUAUAAAUGUAAGACUGCUAAGAAGCUCCCGUGAAAUUGACUGGACCUGAAUUUCACUGUGUAACAAAAUGUCUGACUGCAGCGAAGGCCCAUCAUGCUCAGACUUAGUCUGCAGCGAAGCAGAUGUUCCACCCGAGGGCAAUGGAGCAAUUUUAUCAGUGGACAGUUUUCCUAAAGAAUCUCUAGAAGUCAUGGAUCUGAUGCGGAGGCACAGGGUGCUCUGCGACGUAGAAAUCAGGGUCGGGUCAGACUCGUUUCCAGCGCAUCGCCUGGUGCUACUUGCUGCUUCCCCCUACUUCCGAGCCAUGUUUGCUGGGGGCUUGCGUGAGGCAGCACUGCCAGUAGUCCACAUUCAAGGGGUUAAUCCAAGCACUAUGGCUUCUGUGAUGCGUUUUGCUUACACAGGACGAGUGUGUGUCGACCACCGGAAUGUCUGUCAGCUUCUGCCUGCUGCCACCAUGUUUCAGAUGAAUCACAUUAUCGAGGCAUGCUGCAACUACUUAGAGAAGCAGCUUGAACCGUCAAACUGCAUCGGAAUAGGAGACUUCGCUUUGCAGCACGGAUGUACACAUCUCUACCUCAAGGUCAACGAGUACAUCGAUCAGAACUUCUCUCUAGUAUCGGAAGGAGACGAAUUUCUGACACUGUCGGCGGGUCAGCUCGUUAACCUGAUCAAGCGAGACGAACUCAACGUGCGUUGCGAACUCGAAGUGUUCAACGCUGUGCUCCGCUGGGUGAAGCACGAUGAAUCUCGCAGACGUUCCAAGACUGCAGAUGUACUAAGUGCAGUGCGCUGUCACUUCCUCACUCCCAGAUUCCUCAAACAGCAGCUUCAGAACUGCGAGCUCGUCCGCAGCAUGCCUCAGUGUUCUGAAUACCUCACAAAGAUUAUUCAGGACUUGACGGUUCGACGACAAUACACUGUGGCUCAGAGGAAGCCACAAGUGGCACAGGUUGUGUACUGUGUUGGCGGCUAUCAGCAACAUUCCCUGGGAGCCUUGGAAUGCCUGUGCCCUCCACACCGCUGGUUUCGAUUAGCCGAGUUGUCUUGUCCUCGAUCGGGCCUUGGAGCUGCGUUUGUAAAUGGCAAGAUGUAUGCAGUUGGCGGCCGGAACAAUUCACCCGAUAAGAACUAUGACUGUGCCAUGGUGGACUGCUACGACCCGGUGAACAACUCCUGGCACUCCUGCGCUGAAAUGUCGGUACCUCGCAAUCGAGUGGGCCUGGUAGUCCUGGAUGGCCUUCUGUACGCUGUGGGGGGCUCCCAUGCCACUCAGCAUCACAGAUCAGUAGAGAGGUACGACCCUACCGAGGACAGCUGGACGACCGUGGCACCUAUGAGCUGCGCUCGCAUCGGCGUAGGUGUCGCUGUGGUGCGCAGGCUGUUAUACGCAGUCGGUGGCUACGACGGGGAGAACAGACUAAAAUCUGUCGAGUGCUACGACCCAGAUCGAAACCAGUGGAGCACUGUGACAUCCAUGAACUCAAAUCGGAGCGGUGCCGGUGUUCUGGCAGUGGACACGUUCGUGUUUGCUAUUGGCGGAUACGACGGCACGAGCCAACUGAAGUCCGUGGAACGCUACGACACCGAGAAAGAUACCUGGAUGUUUGUCACACCCAUGAUCUCUCCUCGAAGCGCCCUGGCAGUUGCCGUGCUCAAUGGCCGUGUCUACGCAUUAGGGGGUUACGAUGGAACGUCAUUCCUGUCAACUGUCGAGGUGUACGACCCCGAAGCUGACGAAUGGACUGAAGGUUUACGCAUGCAGACAGGAAAGAGUGGCCACGCCGCGGCCGUCUGGCGUGCCCCCUGCCUCAUGCACGCCAUUCUCUGAUCAUCCAAUUCAAGAUUCUGCAUGCUAUCAUGUUUCAUAUCAUUAAUUGAAGUACAAAUAUAUGGCGCAUGCUCGUGCCGACACUAUCGGCUGCUGGCAGCUGAAGAUGCAGUGGCAAAUGCAUUUAUAGAACCAUUCUUUCUCUUUUUUUGAGCAUAGUCACACCAAGUCAAUAAAAUUGUCCUAUAUUGAA